Messenger RNA from Polypterus senegalus (gray bichir), 5090 nucleotides. It is a transcript of the gene snapc5, whose product is annotated as small nuclear RNA activating complex, polypeptide 5. The coding region runs from base 517 to 792 and encodes 91 amino acids. The record is from RefSeq and is a predicted model, not a curated record. Gene Ontology annotation, cellular component: nucleus. The transcript has 3 exons. Lineage: Eukaryota; Metazoa; Chordata; Cladistia; Polypteriformes; Polypteridae. Gene Ontology annotation, biological process: transcription by RNA polymerase II; transcription initiation at RNA polymerase III promoter.
AAAAAAUAAUUGAUAAAAUUAUGCUCCAAUAUUUCUGAGCUUUUUUUUUUAAAUCAGUGGCCCUUGAAUUUGUUGAAUCGCCCCUUUUACGGCACCCGUGCAACUGUUAGGCGGAGAAGUUUCGUUUUAGUAAUAGUUUGGAGCUCGGCCCCAAAAGAAUAAAAUGACUUCUCCAUACACGUAACGAUUGAAACAUUCAAAUGUAAAUUUAUUGUUUAAAUGGAUGAAACUGUAAGGCAAACUGACAACUAUAUAUCGGGUUCCAGAAAGCGAAACACUCACAAACUACAGAAACGAAUACACGAACAGGACUUUACACGUGGAAAGUGCGUCACUUCCGUCUUUCAUAUCAAUUUCCGAGUUUGCAUGUGAGAGGCUGCGUUGCCGCUGCACAGUUCGCCGCAAUAGAGCAGAAGAGGUUGUUUGGUUCUGCUGUGUCCAUUUGUUGUCUCAACUGGGAUGUGGAUUGCUUCCGUAGCCAACUGCCUUCUAAGUUAAUUCCUGCGGCUCCUGAACAUGUUGAGCCGACUGCAGGAGCUGAAGAAGGAAGAGGAGACGUUACUCAAAGUCAAGGCUCUUCUUCAAGACCAACUGAACAGGCUGAAGGUGGAAGAACUGGCUCUGCGGUCAAUUAUCAAUGAAGAGAGUGGAUCUUUGUCCCCUACAGAGGCUGCUGCUGAGGUUAGCAUGCAAGUGGACAAUGAAAAUGCAAUCAAUCAGACUGAACUUCAGCUGGACACAGUUGGAGCACAGCAAGAUAUGGAAGAAGAGGAGGAGGAUGAGGAUAACUGACUUUCAGAAUAUACUUUAAUUUUAAGGUGGACAUAAAACUGCACUGAUUCCACUUACUUACAUGCAGAACUAACCUUGGGCUAUGUCGGUGCUUCUGGACACAGGCCCACAUCUCGUGGUCAAAUAUUACAUUUAAUGUUGAUGCGGCCCAUCUGGAGCCACUGUAAAUUAGAUUUGAAUGACUUGAGUGACUGGUGCAAUUGGAAGGCUGCUUGAUUUUGAAGUUAAUAUCAAAUAUUGCUUCAUAACAGCUUGGGCUAUCCAUUCACUAAUGAAGUAAGGAUGCAGGAAAUGUAAUUGAAAUCCUAUUACUUUUGACAGUCUCUGCUUCAAGAGGUAUUUCUGGGUAAGGCCUUAUACAGUAUAAGUUACUGGUGCCAGAUGGAGCUGGCGUAUUUAAGUAUAAUUAAAUAGAUCUCCAAAGGGUAAGUUUCAUUUUAUCUUUAUUUACAGGCUUUUUGUCAACUGAAACGAACCCGUCGAAGUGAGCCCACAGUGUUUCCUUGUGCGGCCCAGUCUGUGUAAUUGCUAUAAUCUCUUCUUUCCAGGAUGUAGUGUGGCCCUCUGUAGUUGGGUUCCUGGUAGAGGACCCACCUGUUUAUAUAAAAAAAAAUAGAGAUAAAGAGAAAGGGUCAUCAGGCUGCCACCUCUGAAUAUCUAGUAAACAUACAUGGGAAAGGUGAGGGUAGUAAGCAGGGCAUAAAUAAGUUGUUUGCCUUGUAAUUGCAAUAGAGUCAUUACUAUAGCAGAUGCUAAUGAGCUGGCACUUUGACAUGUAUUAGAAAUAGGGCAGGCAGUGUUUCCUGUGUGGGUCAGAAGUUUGAAAGCAACCCGUGAUCCCCAUGCAUUGUAGCUUUAACUCCAUUUAGUUUUGGUAAUGUGUGCUGAGGUUUCCCCAGGAAGCCGGUAAACUCACACUGCUCCUAGAAUCCGGGCGGAUGCUAUGCGGUUAAUGCCAAAUCUAGUCAUUAAGUUGGGGAUGUCAUCUUGAAUUUCAGCCUUCUUCCCAGAAAAGCCUGGUCUCUCAAAGAGUUGGAUUCGGGGGGCAGUUUCAUCCUGCAAAGAGGCAGCACAGUUAAAAUAGUGAUAGGUCUGGCUGUAUAUAUAAAAUACUCCCUGUGGCCUCACCUGUCUGAUGUUUCGCACAGAAGAUACAGUGUCCACUGGGGAGCACCACUUGUCACAGUUGUGGUAUUCCCCUUGGUCAUACAUGUCCCACAGGUACUGCCGACCCCGGAAGCUCUCAUGCUCAUAGCCAACCCAUCUGUAGGGAAAGUGGGGAAAAAAUCUGAAGUGAGAUGUAAAAUAGCUCAGCCACACUCUGAGUCAUUUUUGAGUUGCCAUAGACCUAGGUAUGAAAGGCAAGCCAAGUUACUCACGCUCCACUCUCCACCUUCACAGAGUUGCAUCUCUCAGGAAAGUCCCUGUCGGCUAGCCGCUGACAAUCUGUGGUCAGAUCUAGCCGGCGUCCAGUGAAGUUACGCUGUUCAUACAGGGUCACCUGCAGCAGAGUGAUAUGAUAACUGCUUAUGUUCUCAUUUUUAGAAGUCAGAUGGAGAGUAAAACUAGCCACUUGAAGCCACAGUGGUGCUCCCUAAAGGAUGGUAAGCACUGUCAUUCCAGCUCAUCCUCCUAAUCAUAGCUCAGUAAGUUAGUCUUUAUUUUAUAUAAUGGCAUUCUUAGGGUGUGCCAUCACAAGCAAACUAGCUGAGAAAUUCAAGUUGGUACUCUAGUGGGGCAUUUCAUGAUCAUCCAUUUCCAAGAAUAAGAAAUGUGAAUAGCAAGAAUUGGAAAGACACACUUACCCGUCCACUGGCCCCGUAGAAAGCUCGUUGGAGUACUGACCCCAGUUUGCUGCAAAAGACAGAAAGCAAGUGAAAUACUUGAGCCUUUAAAAUAAAUGCAGAAAGUGGCUGAUCACAUUUCUAGUCACUCACCCACACAAGUCAGUCCUACAGCACACUUAGUUAUCAAGGUGGACAGCUGAGUGUCCUGCUACUCAGGCCUGAGAGCUGUAAAUGACUGGCUUUUUCCCUGUUUGGCUCUCCUAUGUUGGUCCACUUGCACAUCCAGGCUGAUUAGUCAUUUCAGCCCAGAGUGAGCAGAUCAUGUUAGCUUAAAUAGAUCAGGUGUGCAAGCCAUCACAUAAACUCUGUAUUGAUAUUCAAAAUGCCCAACCUUGGGAAAAGGCUGGAGCAUUAUGCCAAUACAGGUAUGAGACAAAAGCAGAGGCCAGUGGAGGCACGAGCCCUGUCAAAGUACAAUAGAUCUGCCCUGCUUUGUGAAUUAGUGCUUAGAGAGCAUCGAAUUAAGAGGGAGUGGCCUUGUGGGAGGUGGCAUGGACUGAAAAGCUAAAAUCAUUUUAUUGAAAUCAAUGUCAUUGCCUGUACUUGGGGAUUCUGUGUGAGCAGAAAUUGGCCAUAAGAUUUGGGGAAUGACAUCUCCAAGAUGCCAAACCAUCAGCAGAUGUGGCAGCAUGAGCACUUUGACAUUUAUCAGAUUAAGAUAUGUUUUUGUAAAACUGUGUCAUCUGGGCUACAGACAAUACUGGGAUACAGAUUCUGUCGCCAGCUGCUGUUUUUAACAGUACAUUCAGGUAAAAUGCCCAAAUGACUGGAUAAAGUUGGAAUGAAUAUGUAUUUAAUUUGUUUGUCAAAAUAGCAUCUGACAAUCUAUACAGUGGAUUCAGAAAGUAUUCAGACCCCUUCACUUUCUACACACUUUGGUAAUUUGCAGUAUUCUGCUAAAAUCAUGUAAAUUGUUUUGCUACAUCAAGCAACACUCAAACACCCAGCAUUAAAAAUGAAAACGGCCUUUAGAAAAUUUCUACAAAUGCUUUUAAAAUUAAAAAAAAAAUAAAAAUAAAACACUGAACUAUCACAUAUAUGCAAGUUUCCUGACCCAUUGCUGUGACUCUUGAAAUUUAGUUCAGGCCUAUCUCAUUAAAUUGAUCAGCACUGAGGUGUUCCUACAUCUUGUUUGGAGUCCACUUGUGGUCAACUGCAUUGAUUGCACAUGAUUAGAAAAGACACACACCUGUCUAUGGAAGAUCCACAGUUGAGCAAAAACCAAGUCACGACAUGAAAGGAAUUGCCUCCAGCAAUGUAUGCAGCACUGCAGGUUCCCAAGAGCACAACGGCAUCCAUUAUUCUUUAAUGGUAGAACUUUGGAGCAACCAUAACUUGGCUCUUCCUAGAGCUGACAAACUGAGUAAUUAUGAGAGAAUGUCCUUGGUAAGAGUGAUGACCAUGAACUCAAUGGUUAUUCUGUCUGACCCCAAAAGAACCAGUGUAGAGAUGGGAGAAAGUUCCAUUCCAGAAGAACCACUGCAACAUUCCAUUAAUUCUGGACUUAAUGACAUAGUGGCCAGACCAAAGCUUCCUUGGUAAAAGACACAUGAGAGCCUACCUAAAGGACUCUGACUGUGAGAAGCAAGAUUCUCUUGUCUUAUGAAACCAUACUGCAUGUCAUGUCUGGAAGAAACCAGACACUGCUCAUUACCUGUGCAGUACCAUUUCAGCAGUGAAGCAUGGUGGUGGCAGUAUCUUGUUAUGGGGUUGUAUGUCAGCAGCAGAGAGUGGGUGACUGCACAGAGUUGAAGGAAAGCUGAAUAGAGCAAAGUGCAGAGAUAUCAUUAAUGAAAACCUGUUCCAAGCCUCAAACUGGAACCAAGGUUCACCUUCCAGCCAAACAGUGACCCUAAGAACAAAGCAAAGACAACAAAGGAGUGACAUUCAGACAACUCCAGGAAUGUCCUUGAGUCACCCAGCCCAAAGUUGGACUUGAACAUCUAUAGAGAGAUCUGAAACUGGCCAUCCACUGAUGGUCUCCAUCCAGCUUGACAGAGCUUAAGAGUCCUACCCAAGAGGACUAGUCUAUUACCACUACCAAAGGUGCCUCAACUGCGUACUGUGGAAAAGAUCUGAAUACGUUUGUCAAUGUGAUGCUCUUUAUUUUUAAUGAUGUUCUCAUCUUGGGCAAGCAGUUCCACCCAGGGACAAAAGCGGACACUGUUGCUAACAGUACUGUCUCUUUCUGCUUCCACAGCCAGGAGAAAAUGCCCAGUAAAGAUAACUGAUUCUGCACCUUCCCGUCAGAUGAGUUCAAAGGCGAAAAGCUUACAAAAGUUGGUGUGUCUCAUUCUUGACCAUCGCUCAAGAGAGACGGAGCUCCAAACCAGACCUGCAUCACUAUAAGCUGUCAACAGUUGACCAUUUAUGUUUUGUAGCAGAGUUAAAGAUGCUAAGAUUUGCACUGGAUGUGACAAGGAUGGAUAAGAUUAGAAAUGAGGACAUUAG